Messenger RNA from Seriola dumerili (greater amberjack), 3435 nucleotides. It is a transcript of the gene sall1b, whose product is annotated as sal-like protein 1. Gene Ontology annotation, cellular component: nucleus. Gene Ontology annotation, molecular function: RNA polymerase II cis-regulatory region sequence-specific DNA binding; DNA-binding transcription factor activity, RNA polymerase II-specific. The coding region runs from base 1 to 3435 and encodes 1144 amino acids. Gene Ontology annotation, biological process: regulation of transcription by RNA polymerase II. The record is from RefSeq and is a predicted model, not a curated record. NCBI's taxonomy places the organism in Eukaryota, Metazoa, Chordata, Actinopteri, Carangiformes, Carangidae. The transcript has 3 exons.
AUGUCGCGGAGGAAACAGCCCAAACCUCAGCAGCACCUCCCGUCUGAUCAUUCACCUGGACACACAGAAGAUGCCCCUCUCGGUCCGGACCCCCCCCCUGCCGUGGAUCUCUCUGUCUGCAGUCGCUGCUGUGCUGAGUUUAGCUCUCUGUCAGACCUGGAACGACAUCAAACACUCUGCUCCCCAAAUCCUCCGGUGCUGAUAGUGAAUGAGGACGAGGAUCUGCUGUCCUGCAGCAAAACUCUCCCUGCAGCCUCACCAGCGGCCGGCCCAGCGGGGGGGCCAGGUCCAACGGUUAUUGACUCUGAGAACUUCAACCCCCCACCCCAGGACAGAUCCAAAGACAGUGCAGGAGUCAUGGAUUGUUUCAGCAGCACGAGAACCAACGGUGGUGUUGAAAGCUCAGGAAGCAGCAGCAGUAACCGGGACACUGUCCUCUGGACGUCAGCGUCUGAACCUCGUGGAUGCUUGUGGAUGAAGACCAACGUCAUCAUUGAGAACCUGGAGAGCACUAAAGUGGCUGUGGCUCAGUUUUCUCAGCAGACUCCCUCAAAGAGACGCCGGGGAGAGACGGUCGUCUCGUCUCUGCUGCAGCAGCUGCUCCACCUGCAGAUACAACAGCUCCAUCAGCUGCAGCUGAUCGAUCAGAUCCGCCACCAGGUCCUGAUGUGUGCCGCUCACAGAGCCCUGACAUCCGAGACCCCACUGGUCUGCACCAGAGGCCCGUCAUCCUCAGUGUCCACCAAUCAGCUAACAGCUCUCAGCACUCACCUGUCUCAGCAGCUGGCUGCAGCUGCUGGGAUCGCCAGAUGUCUUUCCACUCAGUCCGCUAACAUGAAGCAGUUUACAGCCACGGAGCAGCUGGAUCCAAGUCCAGAUGUUCUGUCAACCUCUGUCAAUGACCUCAUGACUUCAGCUGCUCAUAAACUUCUUUCCAACAACACACCUAAGCCCAGUGGAUCGUCUGACCCCCCACUGGGACUCCUAUCCCAAACCAAGAUGACUUCUGUGACGUUUAGCAAUAAUCGCUUCAUCAGGAAGUCUUCAGAGAGCUCCGAGCACGCCGCCUCACACUCUGUACCGAACAUCAGAGCCAUUGUGGAGGAUCUGGAUGCUCUGGCAGCUUUAGCUCGACAGAGGGGAAGCAGGAAUCUGUCACUCUCUGAAGCCACGCUGACUUCUAAAGAGGCUUUUCUCAAACGCAAGUGCAGAUUUUGCGGGAAAGUCUUUGGGAGCAACAGCUCCUUACAGAUUCACCUGCGAUCUCACACUGGAGAACGACCGUAUAAAUGCAACGUGUGUGGGAACCGGUUCUCCACCCGGGGGAACUUAAAAGUUCAUUUUCAGAGGCACAGAGAGAGGUAUCCACACAUCCAGAUGAACCCGUACCCUGUUCCAGAACAUCUGGACAACAUCCAAACCAACAGAAGGAUUCCUCACAGUGUGCCCUCGUUACCGGAGGAAGAAGCUGCGAGGUGGCUCGACAGGUCGCCAUCCUCAACUGCCAUUACCUCUGGAGUGGAAAAGUCAGACACAACCAACCGGUUUCCUCUCAUCAAACAAGAGGAGCAGUCGAUCUCAGAGCAAGUACCUCUUUCUCAAGGUGAUCUUCACUUUGAUUCAGCAGCAGGUAACGACUUCCAGUCAACAGCAAACCCCACAAAGACUCCCGACUCACCUGAGACGGGACUACAAAGAACGACCAAUCUUAAAAGUGAAGAUGUAAAACCGUCUUUUAACUUUGUCUCUAAAAAGGUGACAGCCAAGUCUCCCAAACCCUUCACCUGUCCAAUGUCUACCUCAGUUUCAGAAUACCUUUCAUUACAAAGCUCUGAAAACCUCAAACUGCAGCUGCAUUCAGGGACCACUGACAAAACGAUGUCAGACCCAAAUGAGUGUCUCGUCUGCCACCGGAUCCUCAGCUGUCAGAGCGCCCUCAGGAUGCAUUAUCGGACUCACACGGGGGAGCGACCCUACCAGUGUAAACAGUGCAGCCGAGCUUUCACCACUAAAGGAAACCUGAAGACACAUCAGGCUGUUCACCGUGCACCAAUACCACUGAGGUACAACUCCUGUCCCAUCUGCCAGAGGAAGUUUACAAAUGCCGUGGUCCUGCAGCAGCACAUACACAUGCACAUGGACAGUCACAUACCCAAAGUAAAUCAGAGGUACAGCCUGGAGUCUGAUGAAGAAUUCAAACACAAAGUGAGUCACAAGAAGAACCUUCUGGAUGAUAGUGAUGAAGGUUUCUGUGAGAACAGAUUGUCUAGAUUCAAAUCCUGGUUAUUCCAUUUGUCCCCAUCAUCGUUUGGUAAAAGUCUAAUUGAUGCUAAGAAGAAGAGAAGUUCCCCAAGGUCACAUGAGGAGCUGCAGCUCAAAUGGAUCAAGACAGAGAGUCCAGAAGAACCAACUGAGGAACGUAGUCAAACAGACAACCGACAGGCGGCAGACAGGGAUCAGCUAACCAGCACAGUCCCCGUAUCUGACAGUUCUCCCAAUGACCAGACCUCGCUGUGCUUUAAAAUUCGGUCAAACCUUGAUGAACCUGUCCAGGUGUGGCCCACCUCCACCACGUCGACGCUCCGUGCAUCUGUUGCAGCACCGACUGACCUGAAGAUGUUUAACCACGCCGCGGAUUCUCCGAGCUUGAUCCAAAACCUCAGAGAAAAGGGGACGUUCAAGAACACCUUCUGCGAUAUCUGUGGGAAGAUCUUUGCCUGUCAGAGUGCCUUAGAUAUCCACUAUAGAAGCCACACCAAGGAGAGACCAUUCAUCUGUAUGACCUGCAACAGGGGCUUUUCCACCAAGGGGAACCUCAAGCAGCACAUGCUCACUCAUCAGAUGAGGGACUUCCCACCGCGACUCUUCGAACCCUCCAAUCCAAACCAGGCGUCCAACCUUAACAACCUCGUGUUACCAGCUGGAUCACCUGAGACGACCGCUCUCCUGAGGUCUUCUGUUACCUGGAGUCACCCCUCUGUUUAUGCCGGUCCUCCACCUCGCCGGAUGCCCAGACAACACCACUGUAACACCUGUGGGAAGAGCUUCUCCUCGUCCAGUGCUCUGCUGAUCCACGAGAGGACUCACACCGGGGAGAGGCCGUUCGCCUGCUCCGUCUGUGGACGAGCGUUUACCACCAAAGGAAAUCUGAAGGUCCACAUGGGGACUCACAUGUGGAGCAGCGCCCCCAGCAGGAGAGGCCGCAGACUGUCAGUGGACAGACUGUCGCUGGGGUUCAGGACUCAUCCAGUUAGACUUCCUGUGCCGCCUCAGAAGAGUCCAGAUCUGGUCCCCAGCAGCAGAGAGUCCGUCAGAGAGCUUCUGUCUGCAGGUCUGAAGGUGAACCAAGGCUCCGCCCUCCUCUCAGAACAGGUAGGACUGAAGGAGAGCACACCUGCAGACAGCUCAGGUGUUCGUCUCAGUAAAGACCACUAA